Cannabis sativa is the source of this 1679-nucleotide messenger RNA. Its product is annotated as cytochrome P450 71D11. The record is from RefSeq and is a predicted model, not a curated record. The transcript has 2 exons. Gene Ontology annotation, molecular function: oxidoreductase activity, acting on paired donors, with incorporation or reduction of molecular oxygen; iron ion binding; monooxygenase activity. The coding region runs from base 43 to 1545 and encodes 500 amino acids. NCBI's taxonomy places the organism in Eukaryota, Viridiplantae, Streptophyta, Magnoliopsida, Rosales, Cannabaceae.
UUCAUAAACAAGCUAGCUAACACAAUUGAAGUUGAUAACAUCAUGGAUCUCCAACUACCCUCUUUCCCAGUCCUCUUGUCCCUUCUUUUUUCUCUGCUUAUUAUGGCAGUGACCAUACUCAUGAAAAGAGCUCGAAACUCAAAACUACCCCCAGGGCCAUGGAGACUUCCCUUAGUAGGAAAUCUCCACCAGCUUUUAUUAGGGUCUUCAUCAUCAUCUUACGAGGUCCUCAGUGACUUAGCCAAAAAACAUGGACCCUUCAUGUACCUCGAAAUCGGACAAGUUCCAACCGUAAUAGUGUCAUCACCAGAGUACGCUAAAGAGAUCAUGAGAACCCACGACGUCGUUUUUGCGUCUAGGCCACGGACUCUUGCCGCUCAAAUCAUUGGAUACGAUUGUACGGACAUCGCAUUUGCUCCCUAUGGUGAUUACUGGAGACAGCUCAGAAAGAUUUGUAUGCAAGCUCUUUUUAGUCCCAAAAGAGUUCAAUCUUUGGAACCCAUUAGAGAGAAAGAGGUGUUUAAUACGUUACAACAUAUCAUUGCUAAUUCCAAACUCAAUUUUACUCAAAUGGUCACAAAUUUGUCUUAUAGCAUCAUAUCUCGAGCAGCGUUUGGGGAAAAAAGCAGUGAUCAUGAUGAGUUCAUAUCGAUUGUGGAAGAAGAUAUAAAGGUAGCUGGAGGGUUUGAAUUUGGGGAGUUGUUUCCUUCUUUGAGAUUUCUUGAUUGGACCAGUAGGCCUAAAUAUGAAAGCCUCAAACAGAGGUCUUCUAGGAUAUUGGAAAAGAUCAUCAAACAACAUAUGAUUAAUCAGAAUAAUGAGAAAAGUGAAGAAGAGCAAGACUUGGUUGAUGUUCUUCUCAAGUAUCAUAACAAAGGAAAUCUUGGGUUAACCCUCGACAAUAUCAAAGGAGUAAUCUGGGACAUCUUUGAAGCUGGAAGUGAAACAUCAGCUGUAACAGAGGAUUGGGCUAUGGUAGAAUUAAUGAGAAAUCCAAUAAUGAUGAAAAAGGCUCAAGAUGAAGUUAGGGAAGUUUUUGGAAGAAAAGGGUUAUUUGAAACAUCAAUUCAUGAGAUGAAAUACUUAAAAUUAAUUAUUAAAGAAACUCUAAGGUUGCAUCCUCCUGCUCCCUUUUUACUUCCAAGGGAAAGUAGUGAAAAAUGUGAAAUUAAUGGCUAUGAGAUACCUAAUGGAACAAGAGUAUUGGUAAAUGUUUGGGGAAUUGGAAGAGAUGCUAAGUAUUGGAAUGAACCUGAAAGUUUUAUACCAGAACGGUUUGAUGAUAGCUCUAUUGACUUCAAAGGUAAUAAUUUUGAGUAUAUUCCAUUUGGUGCUGGAAGGAGAAUAUGUCCUGGCAUAACAUUUGGUGUUGUUAGUCUUGAGUAUUCUCUUGCUUUAAUGUUAUACCACUUUGAUUGGAAACUUCCUAAUGGAAUGAAACCUCAAGAUUUAGACAUGAGUGAGUUAUUUGGCAUUGCAGUGAGGAGAAAGGAUGACUUGUACUUGAUUCCUACCAUUUAUGAUCAGUCACCUCUUGCAAACUGAAUUACAAAACGGUAUAAUAUGAAAGACUUUAUUAUGAGAAAAUAAUAAUUUACUUAUGUUGGCUUGGCUUGAUUACCUUUUAACUUUCACUUGAAGGUUAAUUUGAAUAAAGAGAAAGUGAAAAAUAAAAGAAA